Molecule: messenger RNA, 5286 nt
Organism: Pteronotus mesoamericanus
Lineage: Eukaryota; Metazoa; Chordata; Mammalia; Chiroptera; Mormoopidae
Gene: DPY19L4
Product: dpy-19 like 4
Exons: 19
Coding region: 92-2302 (736 amino acids)
Cellular component (GO): nuclear inner membrane
Molecular function (GO): mannosyltransferase activity
Source: RefSeq, a predicted model, not a curated record
UGGGGGCGCGUCGGCGGCGGGGAGUGGGCCCUCGGUAACCGAGGGGUUCGGCGACGCGGAGGGCGGGAGACUCCCGGCCUCCGCGGAAACGAUGGCGGAGGAAGAAGGUGACAGGCCGGGGCCCAGCGCUCCAACUGUCUCCCCAGGGCCAACUAUAGAACUGCGCCAAAGAAAAAGACCAAAGUCUUCAGAAAAUAAAGAAGCUGCCAAAGAAGAGAAAAUUGAUGAUACUUCACUUCCUGAAAGAGCUCCAAAAUAUGUAUUAUUUCAUCGCUUUGCAAAGAUUUUCAUUGGCUGUCUUGCUGCAGUUACUAGUGGAAUGAUGUAUGCUCUCUAUUUGUCAGCAUACCAUGAGCGGAAAUUCUGGUUUUCCAACAGGCAGGAACUUGAGCGGGAAAUCACAUUCCAGGGUGACAGUGCCAUUUAUUACUCUUAUUAUAAAGAUAUGUUAAAGGCACCUUCAUUUGAAAGAGGUGUUUAUGAGCUGACACAUAAUAACAAAACUGUAUCUCUGAAGACUAUAAAUGCAGUGCAACAAAUGUCUCUAUAUCCAGAACUUAUAGCCAGCGCUUUAUAUCAAGCAACCGGUAGCAAUGAGAUGAUUGAGCCAGUAUAUUUCUAUAUUGGUAUUGUUUUUGGAUUGCAAGGAAUAUAUGUUACUGCUUUAUUUGUUACAAGUUGGCUUAUGAGUGGAACCUGGCUAGCAGGAAUGCUUACUGUUGCAUGGUUCAUUAUUAACAGGGUAGAUACAACAAGAAUUGAAUACUCCAUUCCUUUAAGAGAAAACUGGGCACUACCAUAUUUUGCAUGCCAAGUUGCUGCACUUACAGGCUAUUUAAAAAGCAACUUAAAUGCUUAUGGAGAGAGGUUUUGCUACUUGUUGAUGAGUGCUUCAACUUACACGUUUAUGAUGAUGUGGGAGUACAGCCACUACCUCUUGUUCCUUCAAGCAAUAUCUCUGUUCUUGCUCAAUAGUUUCUCAUUGAAGCUAAGUGACAAGGUUCAUGAAGUUUAUAAAAUCUAUAUAUUUUCUCUCUUUCUGGGAUAUUUACUGCAGUUUGAGAAUUCAGCUUUAUUGGUAUCUCCUUUAUUAAGUUUAAUAGUAGCCUUAAUGUUUGUUAAGUACCUUCAGAUAAAUGUGAAGAAAGGAACUUUUGUUGCUAAAAUAAUGAAAGUUAUUAAUUUUUAUUUGGUGUGUGCUCUGACAGUGACAUUGAAUAUUAUAAUUAAGAUGUUUGUUCCACACAAAGAAAAUGGGCACAUGCUGAAAUUCCUUGAAGUAAAAUUUGGACUAAAUAUGACUAAGAAUUUUACAAUGAAUUGGCUCCUGUGUCAAGAAUCCCUGCAGUCACCAUCUCAAGAAUUUUUUUUGCGAUUGACACAAUCUUCUUUAUUACCUUUCUAUUUAUUAGUGUUAAUUAUUUGUUUUCUUUCUAUGAUGCAAGUUAUUUUUAAGAGAACUAAUGGUGAGUCCCUGAAAGAAACUUUUACUAUUGAAGAUGGACGAAUUGGAGAAAGGCCAGAAAUAAUUUAUCAUGUGAUUCACAGUAUUUUAUUGGGUUCUCUUGCAAUGAUUAUAGAAGGUUUGAAAUACCUCUGGACUCCUUAUGUAUGCAUGUUAGCAGCAUUUGGUGUAUGCUCUCCUGAGCUUUGGACAACACUUUUCAAAUGGCUUCGAUUACGAACUGUACACCCAGUACUGUUGGCUCUUAUUCUGAGCAUGGCUAUGCCCACUAUAAUAGGUCUCAGCUUAUGGAAGGAGUUUUUUCCAAGAUUAAUGACAGAAUUAACUGAACUACAAGAAUUCUAUGACCCAGAUACAGUGGAACUUAUGACCUGGAUAAAAAGGCAAGCUCCAGUUGCAGCUGUGUUUGCAGGGAGUCCACAGUUAAUGGGUGCAAUUAAAUUAUGCACUGGAUGGAUGGUAACAAGCUUGCCUCUUUACAAUGAUGAUGAUCUUCUCAAGAGAAAUGAAAAUAUCUAUCAAAUCUAUUCAAAGCGAUCAGCUGAGGAUAUUUAUAAAAUCCUGACAUCUUACAAAGCUAAUUACCUAAUUGUAGAGGAUGCUAUCUGCAAUGAGGUGGGAACCAUGAGAGGCUGUAGGGUUAAAGAUUUAUUAGACAUUGCAAAUGGCCAUAUGGUUUGUGAAGAGGAUGACAAGUUAACCUACUCAAAGUAUGGGCGAUUUUGUCAUGAGGUCAAAAUUAACUAUUCUCCAUAUGUGAAUUAUUUCACUAGAGUAUACUGGAACAGAUCCUACUUUGUGUAUAAAAUCAACACUGUGAUAUCCUUUCAGUCUUGAAAAUAGCAGAGCCCUCAUUUCAAAGACUUAUACCAUCUGAAAUAAAAUGCAGUGUGGUGUGCUUUUGGAAAUCAGAAUAUGGACGUUUGAAGUGCUCCUGCUGCUUUUCCCUCCUGCAAUUAACUGGAUCCAGAGUUCUGUGGGGGGUAGAAGAUUAAGCCUUGCUGUCCUUUGGUAAAAUGUCGAAUCGCACCAUGCUGCAGUAUUCCAGCCAGGAGUUUCCUUACUGUUACAUGGUCUUUAAAGAGUUCACCUUCUGAACUAUUAUAAAAAUUUCCUUAUAAAUCUUCAUUUUAUCAUGACAUUGAUCUUGAAUUUGAAUAUGUUCAAGGUCUCAGUAUAUUUCACAAACAUAACAUUCAAUAUAUACUUAAUGUGAUAUAAUUAUAUAGAACAGAAUUAUUCUUACCCUCAAGGCAGUUUCUAAAGGCAGUUUAUGGUUUAUUAUAGAACUGAAAUGUUACAAUAAAAAACUAAUUUAAAUGUUAGGUGAAAACAUGGCAUUUAAAUUAAAAUGGAAAUGAUAUAAAAGAAAGUGAUUUCUAAGGAUAUAUAUGUAAAGAUAUAUCCAGCUAUUCCAUGAUACUGUUUUCAUUAUCUACUGCUUAUAUAAGUGAGCACUUUCUUAGUAAUAUAUAGUGUAUGAUAUUGCAUUUUAUUAUUUUAUAACUAUUAAGUGAUUAGCGUUGGUUACUUAUGCUCAUAAAUUUGAUACCAAUUUAAUCAUGAUAAAAUAGUAACUCUUGUUACCUAUAUAUUUUUUAAAACAAAUAUUUACAAGAAUGUUCAGGUUUUUAAAAAUAUGGAUAUGGAGCCCUGGCUGGUGUGGCUCAGUGGACUGAGUGCAAAGUGCCCGCCUGCAAACCAAUGGGUUGCCGGUUUGAUUCCCAGUCAGAGCACAGGCCUGGUUUGUGGGCCAGGUUCCCUGUAGAGAGCACGUGAGAGGCAACCACACAUUGAUGUGUCUCUCCCUCUCUCUCUCCCUCCUUUCUCCUCUCUCUAAAAAUAAAUAAAUAAAAUUAAAAAAUAAAUACAAAUAUAGAUAUGAAGUAUACAGUCUAUUCACAUGUUUUCUACUGAAAUAUUAGGUAAAAAUCUUUAUCAUGAUAAAUAGAUGUACACUAAAAUGAGCAACAAUUUCUUGGAGAUAUGUGCAGAUGCUUUUAAACAUACCUCUGCAUACAGAUAUAGUUAUUAUAAAAGUGCUAUUAUUUAUGAAACUGUGAUACAGUCUUCAACAAAAAGAAUGACAAUUAUAAUAAAAUUCACAGCAUGGUUUCACCAUCUAAAUGCUCUGUUCCUUUAAGUUAAAUGUUUUCACAUUUUAAAUCAUUUAUUAAAAGAAAAUCUAAAAUGAUUUAUUUGGCUUUAUAAAGAGAUUCAGGAUAAAUAUGAUAUUUUAAUAAGAUGGGAUGUGUGUUUAGUUUUAUAUAUCUGUUAAGUGAACAGGUUUUCAAAAUUUUCACUUUUUAGAGUGCUGUAAAAAUUGCAGUCACUACUCUAUAUUAGAAGGGAGCAUGUUUCCAGAAUCUUUAUUUUCUGUAAUAUGUUUUAAAAAUUUGAAAGCACAUUCAUUCUUGGACUAACUCUAGGUUGCUUUGCUCUUUUGGAGCUUAAGAAUUGUUCAAUGGCUGUGUCUUAUAUCUGGUGCAAUAGUUUUAUUCGUUCCAUUUCAUGCUUUUAUGUAAUUUUUUUAACAAUUAUAUUAAGAUAGCUGUAGGCAGGAUAUUUCAAGUUCUCUGUACAUCUUAAUAAUGAGUCACUAAUAUGUAGCUUCAAGCCUUAUGAAAAUAUUACCAUAAUUAUCUAAGAACAUAGUGAAUAGUCACAUGGUAAUACUUAUGAUUAGAGCUUGUAAAACAUUGUGAUUUAAAAGUCAGCAUACAUAUUUUGAAAGGGAAAUAGAAUACCCUAUUUUCUAUCUAGCAUGAAAUAUUUAAUUUUUAUUGAUUUACAUUAUGAUCAAAGAUGCUGAAUUAUUAGUUUGUUGUGUGUGGUUCUUUGUUUUAUUUUUGUUUUGACAUAAUAGGUGCUUUUGCUUCUGUCAACUUACUUGUUAAAUAAAAUGGACUUGGAGAAACUUUUAAUUGGAUUUUCUAAGUAAUAAAUUUUUCAUUCAGAAUCAUUUGAAAAGGAAAAUGUGAGCUUUAAUAUAGAAAUAAUAAUACUGGAUAUGAGAGAUAAUAUUACUUGUUUCUAUUUUAACUGUAGUUAAAACAAUAGCACUAGAAAACUGAGGAGCAUUUAAUUAACUUAUUUGUAGAAUAACAAAUAAUUAAGAAGUUUGCAAGUAAUUCUGCUUAUGUAAUUUACAAGUUGUUAGGUUUGACAAUAAAGAUCUCUCUAAGGAGCAACUUUAUGGUCUUUGUGUGGAAGGAAUUUCUUGAAGAAAUACAGAGCAUAUUUUGCCCAUACUGUUGCAAAACCAUUGAAAUAAGUGCCUUAGCUUCUUCAUUUAAAAGUUUAUUUUUAUUUUCCAAAAAGUAUUAUCCAUUUCCUUCUUUCCCAUAAGAAAAUCAUGGUCACUUUUUCCUCAUGAGUAAGGACAAGGGAGUCCUCACCACGCUAUUUUUACUAAUAAGCAAAUCUUUAUUAUGACAGCAAUGGGAUUUCUAGCUUGCUAAAUUCAUUUAUUUAGCUCCCAAAUGCCAAACAAUCCAACAAAUAAAACUUACCUGAUUAGGUAUGUGAUAAGGUGUGUGCUGGUUUAUGUUUUUUCUAUCUUUUGGCAUCUGUAUCUUGGUGCUUUUGCUAGACUUUGGUUUUACAACAUAGGGAGCAUGCAUUGUACUUCAGAACUUUGUUCUUUAUUACUUUGUGUAUACAGACAGCAUGUUUUUUCAGGAUAUUAACCCAAAUCACCAAUUGCCUCCACGUGGUUUUACUCUUCCACAUAGUCCAGAAUGAUUCCAGGAAAAGCAGAAAUGGAUGUCAAAUGUGUUACAAGUUAGGGCUGAAAAUAUAUUCUAAAAAUGAUGAAUUUC